Messenger RNA from Striga asiatica, 837 nucleotides. The record is from the annotation of a GenBank genome assembly. NCBI's taxonomy places the organism in Eukaryota, Viridiplantae, Streptophyta, Magnoliopsida, Lamiales, Orobanchaceae.
AUGGCGUCGUCAAAGAUCGAGGUGGUCGAACAAGAUGAUGAAGAGAUCUCGAAAUUGGAGUCGGGUGAAAUUACAAAUCUAUCCGAAACAAAAAAGCAAGGAUUUUGUUCGUCAGCUGAAGUUGUUACCACUGCACAAAAGGUGGUAGCCGAGUUAAUCGGAACAUAUUUCGUGAUAUUCGCGGGAUGUGGCUCGGUGGCCAUCAACAAAAUCUACGGAGGGACCAUCACAUUCCCGGGCAUUUGUGUCGUUUGGGGUUCGAUUGUGAUGGUGAUGGUCUACACAGUGGGCCACGUAUCUGGGGCCCACUUCAACCCGGCUGUUACUAUCACAUUCGCCAUUUUUCGCCGCUUUCCUUGGAAGCAGCUUCCAAUGUACAUUGUGGCUCAACUGGUGGGAUCACUUCUUGCAAGCUUCACUUUAGCUUUGAUGUUCGAUGUCACGAAAGAAGAUUACUUUGGCACGCUGCCAGUCGGGUCUAACGCGCAAUCUCUUGCUAUAGAGAUCAUAAUCUCUUUCCUCUUGAUGUUCGUCAUAUCUGGAGUCGCCACUGAUAGCCGUGCGAUUGGGGAGCUGGGAGGACUUGCUGUUGGAAUGACAAUAAUGCUAAAUGUCUUCGUGGCCGGGCCAAUUUCUGGAGCAUCAAUGAACCCAGCAAGGAGCAUAGGCCCAGCCAUAGUAAAGCAUGAGUACAGAGGCCUAUGGGUUUAUAUAAUUGGCCCAGUAAUUGGAACUAUUGCUGGUGGAUUAGCAUAUAACUUAAUUAGAUUCACUGACAAGCCCAUUAGCGAGAUAGCUAAAAGCCGAUCAUUUCUCAAAAACAACUCCAAGAGGUGA